Mustela erminea (ermine) is the source of this 3381-nucleotide messenger RNA. It is a transcript of the gene NHLRC3, whose product is annotated as NHL repeat containing 3. Bases 246 to 1289 code for a protein of 347 amino acids. The transcript is spliced from 7 exons. The record is from RefSeq and is a predicted model, not a curated record. Gene Ontology annotation, molecular function: translation repressor activity; protein binding; ubiquitin protein ligase activity. Gene Ontology annotation, biological process: proteasome-mediated ubiquitin-dependent protein catabolic process; protein polyubiquitination; negative regulation of translation. NCBI's taxonomy places the organism in Eukaryota, Metazoa, Chordata, Mammalia, Carnivora, Mustelidae.
UCAGUAGGGCAGCGCGAGCCACGUGACCCGGGGGCGUAGACCGGGGAACGCUCCCGGAAACCGCUACGCGAGUUCUGAUUGUCUUUCGCCCGGGUCUGGUUCUCAAGCCCCGCACAUCCAGGGAGGCGGAGUUGGAGCUAGGCCCUUCGGCUCGGAGGUGGACGGACGCCGUGUACAGCGAAGAGCCGUGUGGAUCUGAGGCAGUCUGGUAGCCCCCGGCCGCCUGCGGACCCUGCAGUUCCGUCAUGGCGAGAUUCUGGGUCUGCCUGGCCGGCGCGGGCUUCUUUCUUGGAUUUCUGGUUUUGCAUUCGCGUUUGUGUGGCUCCCCGGUGUUAAGGAAAUUUGCUUUUCAAAUUUCCUGGAGAACCAAGGAAAUUCCUUACCGGCUGGAUGUGGGUUGGCCUAAGCAUUCAGAGUAUUUUACUGGAGCAACAUUUUGUGUUGCAAUUGACUCCCUCAGCGGAUUGGUUUACAUAGCUCAGAGAGGGGAUAACAUUCCAAAGGUAUUAGUGUUCACAGAGGAUGGAUAUUUCCUACGAUCCUGGAAUUACACAGUUGACACACCUCAUGGUAUAUUUGCAGCCAGUACACUACAUGAACAGUCUGUCUGGAUCACGGAUGUAGGAAGUGGAUCUUACGGUCAUACUAUUAAAAAAUACAAUUCCUUUGGUGAUCUUGUUCAAGUCUUGGGUACCCCAGGCAAAAAAGGCACCAGUUUGAAUCCCCUGCAAUUUGAUAAUCCUGCAGAAUUAUAUGUAGACGCCACAGGAGAUAUUUACAUUGUGGAUGGAGAUGGAGGAUUGAAUAACAGAUUGAUCAAAUUGUCCCAAGAUUUUAUGAUGCUUUGGCUACAUGGAGAACGUGGGACGGGGCCUGCUAAGUUCAACAUACCUCACAGUGUUACUCUUGAUUCAUCUGGUCGGGUGUGGGUUGCUGACCGAGGAAAUAAAAGAAUUCAAGUAUUUGAUAAAGACACCGGGGAGUGGUUAGGAGCAUGGGAUAAUUGUUUCACAGAAGAGGGACCUUCUUCAGUCAGAUUUACUCCUGAUGGAAAGUACGUGAUUGUAGCCCAGCUGAACCUUAGCAGGCUCUUACUGGCAGCGGCGCCUCCAGUGGGAAGCAUUGGCAACUGUUCUGUGAUCAGCACAAUCCAACUAGCAGAUCAGGUUCUACCGCAUCUCUUAGAUGUCAGUGGAAAGACAGGAGCAAUCUAUGUAGCAGAAAUUGGAGCAAAGCAAGUACAAAAAUACGUCCCUAUGAACAGCUACUUUCCUUCAUUCGGUUCAUAAUGUUUCCUUUUGUGGAGAGUUCAGAUUCUCAAAUUCAUUGUGAAAUCCUUACAAAUAAUGUUCAAGCAUAAGAAUGUGUUUCUUUAUUUUUCUGUGACCUGGCGAGAAAAAUUUGUUUUUAUAUCAUGUUGCUCUUUUUGUGACUUGGUUUUACUUGUAAGUGCAUAAGGAUGUUUUAACGAAGGAAACGUAACACUAAAAAAAUGAGGUAGAAAAGAAGGACUAAGGUUGUAACCUGGGUAUUUGCCCUGGGAGACUAAUUUUCCCUGAGGGGAAGAGGGAAAGGAAUAAAAAUGGGUUUUGCAGGAUACAUUGAAUUUCAUGUGAAGAACUGCAGACCUCAAAUUUGUUGACCUUAUACAAAAUGUACAUUUUGAGAGAUCGAGUCAGAUGGGUUCUUGAUUAACAGGGACCCACAGGAUGCUAGCUCCUACAGAUUCAGAGAUGAAGCUGCUUCACAGAUGAAGCUGUGUGCCUUUUCUGGAGCUUGUAGUCCGGUGGGGAGACAAGUGUGCAAACUGUUGUAACAGUGACAGCAAGGCUUAAGUGUAGGAGGACUUUUGGGAGUAGGAACAUUACUUCUGACUGAGGAAAUCCUGGAGAUUUUGCGAGGAAAGUCCAUUUGAGCUCCAACUUCAAAAACUGAAGAGGGGAAAACAACGUGGGCCAAGUGGAGGAGUUGUAAAAAGUUACAGACUUGCUGGGAGCUUUGAUAGGCUUUCUUUUAAAAGCCCAUCUUGGCUUGGGUCCUUUAACUGUGAGAUACUUAAUCUCAACCUCUUAAUGUCGGAAUAAAACAACAGGCGUUUAAGCACUUUACUGAAAGGGAUCUUUACAAGUAUUUACUGCAAUUUUUUUUUUUAAUUAAAGGUAGCAUUAAAAAUAGGGUCUGUCUUCAGUGCCUCUUCCUAUUUCUCUUUUUCUUUCUCUUUUUUUCCCUUCUUUUCUUUCUUCUUUUUGUUAAACAUGUACUCAGUUCAUUCCUGACAUCUGUCUACCUCAAAGAAGUUUUGGAAUUAUUUAUAUGGGGAUGUGCACUGAAUACUUCGCACUAUUAAGGUGAAUAAUAUCUUACCUUUCUGCCCCUUUGGUUUUAAUAUUUGCUUCCCAGCGAAGACCAUCUUUUCAGUUUUUUUUCUCAUUUUUUCUCAGUUUUGGUUGAACCUAGCCAUAUGAUAUUCUUUUGGGUCAUUCCUCCCCGUGUCUUAUAUCCAUCUCCCUUUUUAUCCUGUUCUUGCACUGCAAGCCAUAAAGCAUGUGAGAAAUCCUGAGCUGCCUUUCUCAUCACUCAUUAUGGCUGCUGUCUGUUUUGCAGACUGCAGGAAAUUCACUGUUUAGAUGCUUGGAUCAUAUCUUGAUGCAAUUAGGAAGGUAAAUCAGCCAACAGGAAACUUUUCCAUGUUCCAAGGCCUUUGAUAAGUAUGUUUGUGCCACUGAUCAAGCUGUGUGAUCUUAAAUGAGUCAUCUUAGUUUUUCUCUUUAGUAAAAAUUCCUCCUCCAAUAAUGCUGUUAGGAUCAGAUGUACAACAGACACAAAUGUGCCCUCUGAAAUAUAUAGCUUUGAGUACUUCAGAGUACUUUGAGUACUCUGAAAUACAGAUUAUAUAUAUACUCCAAAAUAUAGCUUCAAAAUUCUUAACAAAGUUCCUUCUAAAUGUGCCAUUUACCUGAUACCAACUAUCAAGUCUGCCUGAAUUUUGUGUUUAUUGGUUUUUUCCAGAAUUUAUUCUCCUGAACUUUAUGCAGCUUAACCAAUAUAGUAAAUUUAUUUGUAUAAAAGAAAGUGAUUUGAGGGUUUUGUUUUGUUUUGUCUUUAAGCGAGGACGAGAAAUCCAAAUGUCUCUUAGGAAUGCAGGUUAGGUAAGCUGAUCUUAUCCUUUUAAAAAUGUUAUAUUUAACCAUGUUUUAUACUGGUGUCCUAUAAAACUUGCUGAAAAUUUUGUUGCCAUAUGUCUUGCUAGAACUGUCUAUCAGUAUUCCUGUAAUCAUAGUAUUUCACUUUUUUCCUUUGGAUUAAUUGACUAAAUGAGAAAAUGUCUUCUCUUGUCGUUUAAAAGAUAACAAAUUAAAUUUUUGGAAAGAAAAGACAAUA